AUGGUAUCUACAACUAUCAGGUUGAACCGACCGUUUAACGCUCUUCCAAUUACCCUUCCCGGCGAGGUCUGGCGGGUUGAUCCCGACCGCCGGACUCGAGGCAAGACAAGCCUGAUACCCCCGAGGGAUACGGACGCCGCUUUAGGAGACUUAGCUGUGGUAGGUGGAGAGGUUGCACGUGUGUCGGAAGCUGCCUUUGAAUGCGGUGACCGCCAUGAUAUGCUGGACUAUUAUGCUGGUUAUCGUGGUGUGUGUGCUAUCGAUCCCGAUUUGGAUGUCACGACUAGGAACCUUAUGCAGUUGCAGGUUGAGGCUGCGCUUGAAGAGUUGGGGACGAACGAUCUUCCCAUCACUGGGGAGCCUGCUCCGGAUAUCUUGCUGCAAACUCAACAGGUUUCCUUAAAUGAAGUGCGGCAGGACUUGUCUGCAUGGAAGGAUGCAAUCGCGGAGGAGCUUACUGCUUUGAUUACCGUGCAUCAGGCUGUCCGUUUGAUUACGAAGGCGGAGUUGCAGGAAUUAGAGUCCAGUGGUGUAAGGGUGCAGGUAGUGCCGGGGAAGUUGGUGUUCUCCAUUAAGGCAGAGAGUCGGAGAGAGAUUUAUGCCAGUGGCUUGGAGGCUGAAAGCUUGCGGUUACAACUGAGAUGGGCAGCAGGUUCUCGGUGGGAUGGAGUAGUCAUUGACGUCAAAACGGCGUUUUUGCUUGCGCCAGCUCGGCGACGAGACGGUUCCAAGAUUGCUGUGGCAGUUCCUCGUUUGAUAAUUGAUGCGGGACUUCUUGAUCCCCAAACCUAUCUUCUGGUAGACCGCGCACUUUAUGGACUCGUCGAGAGUCCGGCUGAUUGGUCGGUGUAUCGUGAUUCCACAUUGGCUCAGUGGUCGUGGACUGGACCCGGGGAGAGUUUGCGCAAACUGCGACGAUCUGAGGCCGAUCCCUCAAUCUGGUUUGUGCUGGAAGCUCUUGAAGGUAAGACUGGGUGUAUCGAGUUUCGAGACGAAUGGGGAGAAAUAUUAGCCAUCUUGGGAGUGUACGUUGAUGAUCUUCUCUUGACUGGGGCAACGGACGAACUUUCUUUCAUGAUAGCGGCGUUUGGCGGCCUCUGGAAAACCAGCGAGCCGAACUGGCUGAAUGAUGGUUUGCGCUUCUGUGGCAUUGAGGUUGAGCGGGGAAGUGAUGGAGCGUAUCACCUACAUCAGACCUCGUACUUGAGUGAUCUGGUAUCUCGGUAUGCAUUGCCUGUCGAGUCUUCUCUUCCGGACUUUAAGACCGGUUACGAGGAGGAAGAAACGUUGAGUAUUCCUCUUCUGCGCCGUGCGCAGAAACUAGUCGGUGAGCUGCUCUGGCUAUCGGGGAAAACACGUUUAGACGUGUCAUACACCGAGAGCAAGCUUGGCCAAUACUGCUCAAGGUGCCCUUCUUCGGUAUACAGGGAUGGCUUGAAGACGCUGGCAUAUCUGGCGAGGACCUCCCAUCUACAACUCCGGUAUGGCUCCUUUGAUGAACCUUGGCGCGGCCAGGAGCCACUAAGAUGUGCACGGAGUCGAUGUACGGUUGAGGGAUGGUCGGACGCAAGCUUUGGUCAGGAUGACGGUGGCCGAAGCCAUACAGGUAUUCUGUUGGUGAUCGCAGGCGGUGCGGUCAGCUGGCACAGUAGCCGUCAAACGCUGACGGCACUUUCAACGGCCGAAAGCGAAAUCAUUGCCGCCGUGGACAACAUGGUGUUGGCAAGAGCAUUGACUCCCCUCUGGGCGGAGAUGUGCCGGCAAGAGCUGCGGUGGACUCAAUGUAUCGACAAUGCUGCAUGCAUCCAGCUACUUAUCAUUCCCGGAGGAGCGUGGCGGACGAGACACCUCAGACUACGUGCGAGACACUUUCAUGAAGCUAUAUCAGACGAGGCAUUGAUGAUCCAACAUUUACCAGGCAUUGAAAUGAUUGCCGAUUGCCUUACAAAGGCGAUGCCAGAAUCCGGUUGUACUUCUCCUUGA
Molecule: messenger RNA, 1983 nt
Organism: Symbiodinium sp. CCMP2592
Lineage: Eukaryota; Dinophyceae; Suessiales; Symbiodiniaceae
Source: the annotation of a GenBank genome assembly